Molecule: messenger RNA, 2895 nt
Organism: Suncus etruscus (white-toothed pygmy shrew)
Lineage: Eukaryota; Metazoa; Chordata; Mammalia; Eulipotyphla; Soricidae
Gene: NPAS3
Product: neuronal PAS domain protein 3
Exons: 12
Coding region: 49-2883 (944 amino acids)
Biological process (GO): regulation of transcription by RNA polymerase II
Molecular function (GO): RNA polymerase II transcription regulatory region sequence-specific DNA binding; protein dimerization activity; DNA-binding transcription factor activity, RNA polymerase II-specific
Source: RefSeq, a predicted model, not a curated record
GCCGCGGCGGCCGGCGGGGCGGCCGCGGGGGUCCCUACCGGCGCGGGCAUGGGGAGGGUCGGCGCCGCGGCCAACGGCACCCCGCAGAACGUCCAGGGCAUCACCUCCUACCAGCAGCGCUUGCAAGCACUGAGAAAAGAGAAAUCCCGAGAUGCUGCGCGAUCCCGUCGGGGAAAGGAAAAUUUUGAGUUCUACGAAUUGGCCAAAUUGUUGCCUCUUCCUGCAGCCAUCACUAGCCAGCUUGACAAGGCAUCCAUCAUUCGACUUACAAUUAGUUAUCUGAAAAUGAGGGACUUUGCUAACCAAGGGGACCCUCCAUGGAACUUGCGAAUGGAAGGCCCUCCACCAAACACAUCAGUAAAAGGGAUACAAAUGUGGAAAUCUGAACUCUGCAUGAGAAAGACACCAUGUGAAGUUAUAGGUGCCCAACGAAGGAGAAGCCCCAGUGCACUGGCCAUUGAAGUAUUCGAAGCACAUUUGGGAAGUCACAUUUUGCAGUCUCUGGAUGGCUUUGUAUUUGCACUAAAUCAAGAAGGAAAAUUUUUGUAUAUAUCUGAAACAGUCUCCAUCUACCUAGGCCUCUCACAAGUGGAGCUGACAGGCAGCAGUGUCUUUGACUACGUGCAUCCUGGGGACCACGUGGAAAUGGCAGAGCAGCUGGGCAUGAAACUCCCACCCGGGCGGGGUCUUCUCUCCCAGGGCACAGCUGAAGACGGCGCCAGUUCUGCAUCUUCCUCCUCACAGUCUGAGACCCCAGAGCCAGUGGAAUCAACCAGCCCCAGUCUGCUAACCACUGACAACACCCUUGAGCGUUCCUUUUUCAUCCGAAUGAAAUCUACUUUGACCAAACGCGGCGUGCACAUCAAAUCAUCAGGAUAUAAGGUGAUUCACAUCACAGGCCGGCUACGACUGAGGGUGUCCUUAUCCCACGGGCGGACCGUCCCCAGCCAAAUCAUGGGUCUUGUGGUGGUGGCCCAUGCCCUGCCUCCCCCCACCAUCAAUGAAGUCAGAAUCGACUGCCACAUGUUCGUCACACGAGUAAACAUGGACCUCAAUAUCAUUUACUGUGAAAAUAGGAUUAGUGAUUAUAUGGAUCUGACACCUGUAGACAUUGUAGGGAAGAGAUGCUACCACUUCAUCCAUGCAGAAGAUGUUGAGGGCAUCCGGCACAGUCACUUGGACUUACUGAAUAAGGGCCAGUGUGUGACGAAGUACUAUCGUUGGAUGCAGAAGAAUGGAGGCUAUAUUUGGAUACAGUCUAGUGCCACCAUAGCUAUUAAUGCCAAGAAUGCAAAUGAGAAGAAUAUCAUCUGGGUGAACUAUCUUCUUAGUAAUCCCGAGUACAAGGAUACCCCAAUGGAUAUAGCACAGCUCCCCCAUCUGCCGGAGAAAACUUCAGAGUCCUCAGAGACAUCUGACUCAGAGUCAGACUCUAAAGACACCUCAGGUAUUACAGAGGACAACGACAACUCCAAGUCGGACGAGAAGGGAAACCAGUCAGAGAACAGCGAGGACCCCGAGCCCGAUCGGAAGAAGUCGGGCAACACGUGCGACGACGAGAUGAACUGCCACGACGACGGCCACAGCUCCAGCAACCCCGACAGCCGCGACAGCGACGACAGCUUCGAGCACUCGGACUUCGAGCAGCCCAAGGCGGCCGAGGACGGCUUCGGCGCGCUGGGCCCGAUGCGCAUCAAGGUGGAGCGCUACGUGGAGAGCGAGUCGGACGCGCGGCUGCAGGCCUGCGAGUCGCUCACGUCCGACAGCGCCAAGGACUCGGACAGCGCGAGCGAGGCGGGCGCGCAGGCCCCGGGGGCGCAGCACCCCAAGCGCAAGCGGCGGCGGAAAAGGCAGAAGGGCGGCAGCGCCAGCCGCCGGCGCCUGUCCAGCGCGUCGAGCCCCGGGGGCGGCGGCGGCGGCGGCGGCGGCGCUGCUGGCCUGGAGGCCGCGGGCCUGGCCGAGCCCCCGCGGCUGCUGGCCUCGCCCCACAGCGCCUCGGUGCUCAAGAUCAAGACGGAGAUCGCCGAGCCCAUCAACUUCGACAACGACAGCAGCAUCUGGAACUACCCGCCCAACCGCGAGAUCUCCAGGAACGAGUCUCCCUACAGCAUGACCAAGCCCCCCAGCUCGGAGCACUUCCCCUCCCCGCAGGGCAGCGCGGGCGGCGGCGGCGGGGGGCUGCACGUGGCCAUCCCGGACUCGGUGCUCACGCCCCCCGGGGCCGACGGGGCCCGCAAGACUCAGUUCAGCGCGCCCGCCACCCCGGCCCUGGCCGCGGGGGCCUCCGACCCGCUGUCGCCCCCGCUCUCGGCGUCCCCGCGGGACAAGCACCCCGGGGGCGGCGGCGGGGGCGCGAGCGGGGCCUCCGGCGGCGGCGGCAACAGCAGCAACAGCAGCAGCAGCAACGGCUCGGCCACGUCCAACUCCUUGCUCUACACCGGGGACCUGGAGGCGCUGCAGCGGUUGCAGGCGGGCAACGUGGUGCUGCCCUUGGUGCACCGGGUGACCGGGACCCUGGCGGCCAGCAGCACGGCGGCGCAGAGGGUCUACACCACGGGCACCAUCCGCUACGCGCCCGCCGAGGUGACCCUGGCCAUGCAGGGCAACCUGCUGCCCAACGCGCACGCCGUUAACUUCGUGGACGUCAACAGCCCCGGCUUCGGCCUCGACCCCAAAACGCCCAUGGAGAUGCUCUACCACCACGUGCACCGGCUCAACAUGUCGGGACCCUUCGGGGGCGCGGUGAGCGCGGCCAGCCUGACGCAGAUGCCCACGGGCAACGUGUUCACCACGGCCGAGGGACUCUUCUCCACCACGCUGCCCUUCCCGGUCUACAGCAACGGCAUCCACGCGGCGCAGGCCCUGGAGCGCAAGGAGGACUGAGGCGGGAGGCCC